AUGUAUUUGACGCAACAUCCGUGGUUGCGCGAAUUCUUGGCAGAAGAGGAGAGAAAGCAAGAAGAGAAGAGAACUGCCAAGAAGAAAAAACAGAUGGACGACAUUCGGGCGUUAUCGGCGGAUCAGGCACGGUCGGUGUUGGUUGCGCUCUGCCAUGAUGAGAGAAUUCGCAGAGAUGCCGUGUUUCUCUCUCGGAAACUGCGCAAGGCCGAAGAGGCACAGACAACGCAAGACGCUGGAUCUGGUAGCGGCUCGGCCAGGUCCGCUAUUUGCGUCCAGUGCAAUGCGGUGUUCAAUCCAACAGAAAACAACGGCCGAGAAGACUGCCAAUACCACCCAGGAUUCUUUGCUUUGCACUGGGAUGACGAUUUCUGGGCGGACGAGGAUCAGGACGAGAGGGCAAUCGAUACUGUUGAGUACCGUGAGGCGUUUCCGGAUGGCUUCAAGUGGACGUGCUGUGACCGCGUCGGCCAAGUGAGGGGUUGUUGCAAGGGACCGCACGAAGCAGACCCGUGUAAAUCGAGAAGAAAAGGGAAGUUUGGGUUUGUGGAGGGGAAUCUGAGUGAUGUGCAAGAAGUCAAGGAGCAUGAGGAAGAUGGAAAUUCCGAUGAAGAUGAGGUUGACGAGAAUGAGGAUGAUGACGACGAUGAUGAGCCAGAGGUUCAGUUUUUGGGCGAGCAGCCUUGCAAUAAGCGGAAAGCUGAAGAUGAUGGUGGUCCAGGUGCACCCAACCUGAAGAAAGCGGGCUGA
Colletotrichum spaethianum is the source of this 750-nucleotide messenger RNA. RefSeq lists its product as uncharacterized. NCBI's taxonomy places the organism in Eukaryota, Fungi, Ascomycota, Sordariomycetes, Glomerellales, Glomerellaceae. The transcript has 2 exons. Bases 1 to 750 code for a protein of 249 amino acids. The record is from RefSeq and is a predicted model, not a curated record.